Molecule: messenger RNA, 1797 nt
Organism: Penicillium verhagenii
Lineage: Eukaryota; Fungi; Ascomycota; Eurotiomycetes; Eurotiales; Aspergillaceae
Product: glycosyltransferase domain-containing protein
Exons: 2
Coding region: 1-1797 (598 amino acids)
Source: RefSeq, a predicted model, not a curated record
AUGGCGUCUAGCCCGCCAUUGCCGCAGUUCAAAGAGGCCAAGUCAACCGCCACCUCUAUGAUGUGGCAGGUCUACCACCUACGGCCGCGCACUUCAAGGUCCAAAACCAUCGUCUACUCGAUUCUCGCCUUCUUCUUCUUUCUUUUCAUUCUCUCAUCGUCAUCCACUCAUUCCGAGCCAGAUUUUUGGACAAAAUUCCCAUCGCAUCACCCAUUCCCCGAAAUUCCUGAAGAUGCGCAGGUCGCACUCCCUCGACGAACCGAUAUCUCAAUCAACGAUACUCUCCCUCAUGACCUGGACAAGCCCAACCCGAAUCUCCAUGUCCUGGUGCCCAUGCAGCAGGGCUCGCGCGGCACCUGUCGCACCUUGACAUCGGCCAUGAUCCUAGGAUACCCACCUCCAAUCCUGGUAGGAUACGGACGUGACACUCCUGGUGCAACCGAGUUCGAGCGCACUGUGAAUCGCAUCACCCGCCUGCGUGAUUACCUGAAACCGACCCAUACUAUGAAGGAUCAUGAUCUGGUGCUGGUUGUUGACGCCGAAGAUGUUUUCUUCCAGCUGCCCCCGGAGGUUCUCAUCGCGCGCUUCCAAGAAAUCCUACGAACAAAUAACCAGAAACUAUUGAAAAAGCACGGAUUCGCAAAGGUGGAGAAAGCAACUGCCGGUGCUCCGCCGGAUGUAGUGCCGAAAUACUCGCAGCGCGUGCUUUUUGGUGCUAGUAAACUGUGCCAUACUGAUCUGGAGGAAGAUCCGGGCUGUGUUUCUGUUCCAGACUCGUCUCUACCUCCAGAUGUGUAUGGUUGGAAGACGGAUAUCUACCCUGACGGACAUUUGACUCGACCCCGAUGGUUGAAUCCGGGUGCAGUGAUUGGCCAAGCUGCAGACUUAAGACUUAUCUAUGACGAGGCCCUGCGCAUUCUCGAGCAACGCCGCAAGAAGGACGCUGACCACCAGGCUCUGACGCAAAUGUACGGACGACAAGAGGUGGUCCGUGAGCUGGAGCGACGCCGCACCACCAACAGCCUAAAGGAAUGGUUUCAGGGACUUUUGGGCAUCAAUGAAGCCACCAAUAUCACAGGCAUCCAUCUCCGAUUGGAAACAGGUCACCGAUACGAGUACGGAAUUGGAGUUGACUUUGAGUCCCAGAUGUUCUUCAAUCAGAUCCUCUCCCGCAAUGAUGUUGAAUGGAUCAAAUACAACAACAUCACCAAAACCUCCAUACUCCAGGGGCAAUAUGCUGUCCCCCGUGAACACCGUCUUCUUCUGCCAGAUGAUAUUGCAUCACUGCCAAACCCGUUCAAUCAAAGUCGCUUUGCCCAAUCCCAGACAACACACCCCGAAUGGAACGCCACGCUGGAUAAGCUACCAAACCCGGAGGAGCACUCCUGGCACAAUUCACCCCUAAUGACAAACCCACACUCCGCUUCUGUGCCUGUUCUCGCGCAUCUCAAUGGCGAUGAUAAACUCCGCAACGCAUGGUGGGAGAAGAUGUGGUUCUUUCCCUGGGGCCGUGCUCUCCUCCGUCGAUACAUGCGUUCCUCUCGCGGUUUCGAUGCCGCCCAGUCUUCCCUUCUGGGUGGUCAAGAGUGGUGGAAUAUGCGUGGCGGACGAGGUGGAGUCUGGACAGACGACGAGAAUUGGGUCACAUUUUCGGAUGUCUGUGAAGGCCAGGAGCGAGAUCUCUUCGAUGACGAUCUAGGAAUCUGGGCUAAGGAGAACGGUGAUCCCAGUGCGCCAGUCUACAAUCAAUUCGGCAAUCUCCUAUAUGGCAAAGAGCCCCCAGUUGAUAAGAAGUGA